Haliotis rufescens (red abalone) is the source of this 2046-nucleotide messenger RNA. Its product is annotated as S-antigen protein-like. NCBI's taxonomy places the organism in Eukaryota, Metazoa, Mollusca, Gastropoda, Lepetellida, Haliotidae. The record is from RefSeq and is a predicted model, not a curated record. The transcript is spliced from 3 exons. The coding region runs from base 1 to 2046 and encodes 681 amino acids.
AUGCAUGUCAUCGUAUCCCAAGAUACGGGAACCCAGACGGUAACCCAGACGGUAACCCAGGCUGUAACCCAGGCGGGAACCCAGAAGGCGGGAACCCAGACGGUAACCCAGGCUGUAACCCAGACGGUAACCCAGGCUGUAACCCAGGCGGUAACCCAGACGGAAAUCCAGGCUGUAACCCAGACGGUAACCCAGACGGUAACCCAGACGGUAACCCAGGCUGUAAGCCAGACGGUAACCCAGGCGGUAACCCAGACGGAAAUCCAGGCUGUAACCCAGGCUGUAACCCAGGCGGUAACCCAGGAGGUAACCCAGACGGUAACCCAGGCUGUAAGCCAGACGGUAACCCAGGCUGUAACCCAGGCGGUAACCCAGACGGAAAUCCAGGCUGUAACCCAGACGGUAACCCAGGCGGUAACCCAGGUGGUAACCCAGGCGGGAACCCAGACGGUUACCCAGGCUGUAACCAAGGCGGUAACCCAGACGGAAAUCCAGGCUGUAACCCAGGCGGUAACCCAGACGGUAACACAGACGGUAACACAGGCUGUAAGCCAGACGGUAACCCAGGCUGUAACCCAGGCGGUAACCCAGACGGAAAUCCAGGCUGUAAGCCAGACGGUAACCCAGGCGGUAACCCAGGUGGCAACCCAGGCUGUAACCCAGACGGUAACCCAGGCUGUAAGCCAGACGGUAACCCAGGCUGUAACCCAGGCUGUAACCCAGACGGAAAUCCAGGCGGUAACCCAGACGGUAGCCCAGACGGUAACCCAGGCUGUAACCCAGGCUGUAACCCAGGCGGUAAACCAGGCGCCAGACGGUAACCCAGGCGGUAACACAGGCGGUAACCCAGACGGUAACCCAGGCUGUAACCCAGGAUGUAACCCAGACGGAAAUCCAGGCUGUAACCCAGACGGUAACCCAGGCGGUAACCCAGGUGGUAACCCAGGCUGGAACCAAGACGGUAACCCAGGCUGUAAGCCAGACGGUAACCCAGGCUGUAACCCAGAAGGAAAUCCAGGCUGUAACCCAGACGGUAACCCAGACGGUAACCCAGGCUGUAACCCAGGAUGUAACCCAGACUGUAACCCAGGCGGUAACCCAAACGGUAACCCAGGCUGUAACCCAGACGGAAAUCCAGGCUGUAACCCAGACGGUAACCCAAACGGUAACCCAGGUGGUAACCCAGGCGGGAACCAAGACGGUAACCCAGGCUGUAAGCCAGACGGUAACCCAGGCUGUAACCCAGAAGGAAAUCCAGGCUGUAACCCAGACGGUAACCCAGACGGUUACCCAGACUGUAAGCCAGACGGUAACCCAGGCUGUAACCCAGGCGGUAACCCAGACGGAAAUCCAGGCUGUAACCCAGGCUGUAACCCAGGCGGUAACCCAGGCGGUAACCAAGGCUGUAACCCAGACGGAAAUCCAGGCUGUAACCCAGGCGGUAACCCAGACGGAAAUCCAGGCUGUAACCCAGACGGUAACCCAGACUGUAACCCAGACUGUAAGCCAGACGGUAACACAGGCGGUAACCCAGGCGGUAACCCAGACGGUAACCCAGGCUGUAACCCAGGAUGUAACCCAGACGGUUACCCAGGCGGUAACCCAAACGGUAACCCAGGCUGUAAGCCAGACGGUAACCCAGACGGUAACCCAGGCUGUGAGCCAGACGGUAACCCAGACGGUAACCCAGGCGGUAACCCAGACGGUAACCCAGGCUGUAAGCCAGACGGUAACCCAGGCGGUAACCAAGGCGGUAACCCAGGCGGUAACCCAGGCGGUAACCCAGGCGGUAACCCAGGCUGUAACCCAGGCGGUAACCCAGGAUGUAACCCAGACUGUAACCCAGGCGGUAACCCAAACGGUAACCCAGACUGUAACCCAGACUGUAAGCCAGACGGUAACCCAUGCGGUAACCCAGGCGGUAACCCAGACGGUAACCCAGGCUGUAACCCAGGAUGUAACCCAGACUGUUACCCAGGCGGUAACCCAAACGGUAACCCAGGCUGUAAGCUAGACGGUAACCCAGACGGUAACCCAGGCUGUUAG